AUGGCUAUUACCGCUGAGUUAGACCAGGCCCAUUCGGCAACGACCACCAACCCCUCGAGUCUACCCACUUCCGACCAUCUCAACCAAGACGUAUGUCCAGAAGAGGUAUGCACUAUUAAGUCUAAGAAACCGCGUAAGAAAAGAGGGUAUUUCCAUCAGAGAGACUCUCUUGCUCGAAGGGAUAGUCCUGGAAAAGAUGGCUCCAGAAGACGGAAUAGACACGAUAAUAAUAAUUUUGCCUAUCAUCCACUUGCAAUUCUCGACCCAAUUGAUCUUGCGCCACCCGGCUACUCUCACGAGAUGUCUACGUUUCACUUCUACUAUGACGCUAUGAUUGAUCAUUUCUGUACCGUAUUUGCCGAUCUUGGCUACCUCCCUCUUCCCGCACACGAACCGGAAUGUAAAAGGCAUACUAGAGAUAACAAAGAGAAUGUUUUAGGGAAACAUGCGCGGAAAAGACUAAAGAAGAGUCAGCCCGAAGGAAUUGUCAAAAAAUAUGAAGAGAAACUGAUGGCGUUUCUAUCCGGUUCGAAUGCUGACGCAAAGGAAGAAAUUAGAAUAGGGAAGGAAAAGAGAACAAAGGUAAAGGAGAAAGCUAAGGAUGGAACAAAGUCUAACAGGAACGAAAGCCGUCAAUUUGAUGGAAAGGACAAACGAAUGGAAAAUAGCAAGACAGCUGCCGAGUUGGCCAGACCUUCUCAUAACAGAAGUAUAUCUAUCGAUUGGAUUGUGGUAGAGGAUGAUAUAGACGAUGGAGACGAUGCAAGCGACGGAAGCGACGGAAGCGACGUUGGAGGUGUUCCUGUUGUGGUCUAUUGGCAGAAACAUGGCACGUGGGAAGAAGUGAUUGGUAUAGCAAACAAUGAUGGUUUGCUGAUUCUGGAUAUUGAGGAUAAAUUCUCGCGUUGGGUUGUGCAUCUUAUGUGUCAAUAUUACAACGUUACUUCAUUCAGAUCCAACUACGAUCACACUAAUCACUGGCCAAUCGACAUGUCACCGCCACCUCAAGAUUACAUCUACGAUCAACCAGCAUCAACGACCAGCGCUUCCCAACCACGUAUGGCUAAUGGUGGUCCAACGUAUAACUACGGUUACGAUCAAUCUGCUACGACUCACACGAAUACACGACCCGUAAACGGAAUCUCUGUAAACACAACAAAUCUACCACUUAGCACUCCAACAAUCGUUAACACCAUCAGUCACGAAUGGGGGAAGAUCUUGUGUGUGGCCGACGUGCGGGGAAACAUCUCGCAAUUAAAUGUUCUCGCCGAGCAAACUGGCGCGACAGCUAUAAUCCACUCUGGAGAUUUUGAGAACUCAAGUUUAGAAAGAAUGAGCGAGAGAACACUUCGUCAUACAAUAUUAUAUUCUACACUAAUACAACCCUCACUUCGCGCCCACCUCGCAAAUUCCACCGACGAGGAAAUUCGUCGUAUGAUCAAGGAUCGUGAAGAGCCACUAUUAUCCGAAUUUCCCAAAUUUCUCUCCGGUGCCUGUCAACUAAAAGUCCCUGUCUACACUGUCUGGGGAGCGUGUGAGGAUGUAAGAGUAUUGGAGAGGUUUCGAAUGAAAGAAUAUGAAAUUCGAAACUUAUUUAUUCUUGAUGAGAGUACUUCAUAUUUAAUCGAUGUGGGAAACGUGAAUUUGAGAUUGUAUGGGUUAGGCGGAGCUGUUGUACCUCAUAAGCUGUUCGAUAAUGGGGAAGGAAUUGGCACGAUCGCAGGUGGAGCAGGCACUAUGUGGACCACUAUCCUACAAAUUGGUGAACUGGUCGACACUGCUCAAAGGCAUUAUGAUCCCACCGAAACGAGAGUGUUAGUCACUCAAGCAAGUCCCGGACGACAUGGACUGUUAACCCAAUUGGCAAUAACGCUUAGGGCUGACUUCACGAUCUCAGCUGGUCUUCAUUUCCGCUAUGGAAUUUCAUAUAACGAGUUCUCCGUACGAAGUGACCAGGAAAGCUUCAGAACAAAACUAGAAAAUUCGAAAAGAACUUUUCUUGAGACGUACUCGACUAUUAGGUCGCAAGUCGAAGCCAAGAUUGAUGCCUCACAGAAAGUUUUGUUGGACAAUGCAUUGGGCGUUAUUAAUCGUGUUCCUACAGCGGAUAGAGAUAAAGAAGAGCCGGCAUUCAAGAAUAUGUGGAAUUUUAAUCUAUCGGAUGCUGCUUUUGGACACUUGUUGCUGGAAGUCACCAAUGGGCGAAUAUCAGCGGAGACUAAAGCUCAAGGUUUCAAUUUCACCUAUCGCCGGAACAACGGUCAACCAACACAGGCUCCGCGGACUCAGGUCACGUUACAAACUCCAUCGAGCCCUAACCCAUCGUCUCCUAUACUUACUCGUCAAGCUCAAGCUCAAUGGCAGCGAAAUGUUUCGUCUCCUGGGUUGCGACCCCAAAACUCGGCUAAUCGCGAUCCAUCACCACUACGUUCGUCUUCACCAUUGACGAUGGAUAGCGGUGGAGCAAGUGCCACUGGUGUUGGUAGUAACGCCAGGAACACGAAUACGAGUGAUAACGUCGAUGGAGGUGACGUUACUGAGUACACUACAAACUCGUCGUCAGCCGGAAUUGCUACUUGGAAUGAAUCUUCUAGUGACAUCGGACAACAAAGAACUACAGUAGAAAGCAGUAUAGAUGGUGGCAAUGCCAACUCUUUAUUGCAGCAGGCAAGUACUGCUGGAUUUCAAUCUAUGCCACAAUCGUACCCCCUCGGCGACUCAACAGCUUACGAGGCUAAUCAAACAUGGGCUGACCAGACUACCAACGAAUUCGCAAAAGAGGAUGGAUAUGGUAGUAUGAUGAAGGGGAACGAUGAACGGGAUGCAGACGGACAAGGACAACAAGAUGAGGACGACAGGACAGAGUCAGGACGAUCGAGCUCUUAUGGAAAUCGUGAGAACAGAUAUGAAAACCAGAGACAUGGAUAUACAGCAUACAUCGGGAAAAUAACACCCGAGACGAAUGAAGAUGAAAUAAGAGAGUUCUUUGGUGGUGAUGCAUCGGGGAUCGAAAAGGUCAGUAUUCCGAUAGACUCGAAUAGUCAACGAAGAAAAGACUUCGCAUACGUUGAUUUUGUAGAUAAGGAAUCGUGCGAUCGUGCACUUCAGCUCGAUGGACAGUUGCUAGGAGGCAACAAGCUAACCGUAAACCUGAAGAAAACUUACUCCCCCCAUAGAGGCGGUUAUGGCGGCGGCGGACGACGUGGGUUCGGCAGAGGUCGUGGGCGUGGGAGUUAUAAUGCGCGUUUUCAUCAUAAUGGGGGUCACCGAAAGAAGGAUUGA
This is a messenger RNA of Paraglomus brasilianum, 3282 nucleotides long. Lineage: Eukaryota; Fungi; Glomeromycota; Glomeromycetes; Paraglomerales; Paraglomeraceae. The record is from the annotation of a GenBank genome assembly.